This is a messenger RNA of Apodemus sylvaticus (European woodmouse), 1297 nucleotides long. RefSeq names its product asialoglycoprotein receptor 1. Gene Ontology annotation, molecular function: signaling receptor activity. The transcript has 9 exons. The coding region runs from base 198 to 1052 and encodes 284 amino acids. NCBI's taxonomy places the organism in Eukaryota, Metazoa, Chordata, Mammalia, Rodentia, Muridae. The record is from RefSeq and is a predicted model, not a curated record.
CUUUGUUUAUGGUCCAAAGUCCUGGCACUGGCGAUGCCAGGUUCAUCGUGCUCAGACACACAGGGGCCCUGGAUGGACGCUGUCCCCUCCCCUCCCAUUGCCCAGGGCUGUCCACCUGGUUCUUCAGGCUUCAGCUCUCUCCUUAGCCUGGGCUCUUCGUGGUGCUGAGGGACCGUCAGUCCUGCUCCAGUGCUAUCAUGACAAAGGAUUAUCAAGAUUUCCAGCACCUGGACAAUGAGAAUGACCAUCGUCAACUCCGGAGAGGGCCGCCUCCCACUCCGCGGCUCGCACAGCGACUCUGCUCUGGAUUCCGCCUCCUCCUGCUCUCCUUUAGCCUCAGCAUCCUGUUGCUGGUGGUUGUCUGUGUGAUCACAUCCCAAAAUUCCCAACUCCGGGAAGAUCUGCUGACUCUAAGGCAGAACUUAAGCAACUUCACUGUGAGCACCGAGGACCAGGUCAAGGCCCUGAGCACCCAGGGACGUAGUGUGGGAAGAAAGAUGGAGUUGCUGGAGUUGCAGCUGGAAAAACAGCAGCAGGAUCUGAAAGAAGAUCACUCCAGAUUGCUGCAGCACGUUACGCAGUUAGUGUCUGAUGUGCGAAGCUUGAGCUGCCAGAUGGCCGCACUUCAGGGCAAUGGCUCUGAGAGGACCUGCUGCCCCAUCAAUUGGGUGGAGUACAAUAGCAGUUGCUACUGGUUCUCGAGCUCUGUGAGGUCCUGGACUGAGGCUGACAAGUACUGCCGGCUGGAGGGUGCCCACCUGGUGGUGGUGACCUCCUGGCAGGAGCAGAGAUUUGUCCAGCACCACAUGGGCCCCUUGAACACUUGGAUUGGCCUAACUGACCAGGACGGGCCCUGGAGAUGGGUGGAUGGGACAAACUACGAGAAAGGCUUCAAGAACUGGAGGCCGGAGCAGCCGGAUGACUGGACGGGACACGGGCUGGGAGGGGGCGAGGAUUGCGCCCACUUCACCUCGGAUGGCCGCUGGAAUGACGACGUCUGCAGGAGGCCCUACCGCUGGGUCUGUGAGAUGGGGUUGGGCAAGGCCAGUUAGGAGCUGCCCUUCCCCUCAUUUAUUUCCGUAAUGCCUGGAGCUGCUGAGGUUUAGAGUUGGGAGGUCCUACCUAAGGGUCUCCCCGUCUUUGGAAACUCUCAUCUAGGAUUUUAAGGGACCGGUAGAGAACGGUGUUUGAGGAAUGGCAUGUGGUGCCCGGUGGGGGAGGGGUGCCUCUUGAAACCCAUGAUGUUCUGUGCAGUGUGCAGCUCCCGACUGUCAGCUUGUGUUUUAGAGUAAAAAGA